Symbiodinium sp. CCMP2456 is the source of this 4428-nucleotide messenger RNA. The record is from the annotation of a GenBank genome assembly. Lineage: Eukaryota; Dinophyceae; Suessiales; Symbiodiniaceae.
AUGUCUGCUCCACGCUGGUAUUUGAGGUCUUCGGACGAUGUGCCUGAGAGCGGCGUCUUUCCUUUUGCCAAGGAUUGGCGAAACCCCAACACAUCUUGGACAGGUGGCGAUAAGGCGGCUUUUCUGAUUUGCUAUGCCCUGUUUUGGGUGUUGGUGUGCAUCAUCGUGCACUUCUGGUCCAAGAUCGUGAUUGCUUGUCGGCGUCUGAAGAGCAACAUUGGCUUUGGUGCUCGAGCACUCCGCAUGCGUGAUCAGCAGAGGGCGCCACUGGUAGAGGAUGUUUCCGAACUUUGCAGCCAGUCUGACCACCUUGCGAUUGGGCCCACGCCGGCUUAUCCUGCAGACAGGAUCUGCGAGGACACAACCUUUGCGUCGCGAGAAGAGGGAUUCCGCAGCGCGGCCAUGUUUGACUUCGAUGAGCUCUCCGGAGAAGAGGAGGCCGAGGAGGCCAAGACCGUCAAGAAAGACGUGACCACAGUGACCACUUCGGCAACUGUCAAACUGGCCUCCCCCAGUCCGCAGGGGACAAAGCUCCAAAACGAAGGUGGACAGGGAUUGACAGAGGUUUUGGUACGCCACGCUAUACACGGCUGGGAGCUUGCCGUCUCUCUUCCUCGAGAUGCAUCGUUCGCUCACCUGAAGCGCGCUUUAGCCAAGCGCUUUCUGGAGGAUGCCGAAGCAUCUUUUUCAGGCCAGCUGGUUAAGAAGGAAGGUGGCAGCUACUGCUCCUACAAAGACAGCAUGGCGCUGGGACAGCUCCGGGAAGUGCUGCUCGCUGGGUUCGAGCCAAAGGAAGCACCAAGUCAGGGAGAGAAGUUCCUCUUCGAGGAGAUUGACACCGUUCGAGAUUCCAAACCGGAUCGCUCGCUGGACUCUUUCAUUGCAUUGCAGAGGGCCUUGCGAUCAGGAUUCGCUGAAGCCAAGUUCCAGGAGCAACUGUACCAGUUGAAGGAGCAGUGUGAGAAGGGCGAGCUUAAGAAGACAAAGUUCUUGGAGCAGAGGCAACAGCUCUUCCUCACCGUUCAGAGCGAAGUGUUGCCAAAGUUUGGAUACGAAGGGACAUCGCUUGGCGUGUACAAAAUGAUGGGCGACAUGAAGCCCUACGUCCAGGAGCCCGACUUUGUUGUCCUGGCUGACGAGAUCAAUGCACUGCUGGGCAUUGAUUACUCACCGCCGGACACGUGGACUGCGCUUUCAGACAGCUGCCAGAAACUAAACGACGAGAAGGACGUGCGACGAUUUGCUCCAGAAGCGCGUCGACCGAAGCAAGACCAGCGCAGACACGAGUUCAGGCCACCGCUGGGUCUUCUUGGUCCUGUGGGUGUUCCCAGCCUGAUGAGUGGAAAGCCCUUGCGGCUUCCGGAUUCCAUCCUUCAAGGACAUGUGAACGAGCUUUCCAACACGGGACGUCCAGAAGGCGGCUGCUUCAUCCGCCGCUUGCUGAGUGCCUUGACCCGCCGGAGAGUCAUCGAGCUUUUCGAGGAGCAGGCAAAGGCACGCCCUGCUGCUACAGCUCUGAUCGUCCCUUCGGCAGGCCGAUCCUCCAAGGAGAUCACGUACAAAGAAAUGGCUGCGUGUGUGGACGAGGUAGCAGACACGCUCCUGUCACUGGGAAUCUCGUGCGGAUCAGUGGUUGCGCUGGUCAUGGACCGGAGUGUGGCACAGGUUGUGGCAGUGUAUGGCACUUUGAAGGCGGGUGCGGCAUUUCUGCCCGUGGACAACGAUGCCCCGCUGGCGCGCAAGCAGUUUCUGCUUCAUGAAAGUGAAGCAGCAGCAAUGAUUGCGGUCUCAGGCGAUGAAGUAGCUCGUGAGCUCGCCACAGAGAUUGGCUGCAACUUCAUUGCAUUGCCUGCGGAUGGUUCGCGUUCUGGGCUGCAGCUGUUGCGCAGACAGCGGUCACGUGCCCAUUCCUUCGCGUCCGACGGCGAGCCUGGAACUGGCCCAAGCGGCUAUGCGGGUGGGUAUCGUCGUCCCGAGGCAUCCGACAUGGCCCUUCUGAUUUACACGUCCGGUACAACAGGUGCUCCGAAGGGUAUCGUUUAUGAUCACGAGCACCUCAUGCAUGGUGUGUAUUUCUUUGGGAGCCAGUGUCAAGUGGAUUCGACGUCAGUUGCGAUGUUAAAGUCUCCGUAUUUCUGGGCAAUCAUUGAGUGGGAGAUGUUUCCGGCGCUGACGCAAGGCGGAAAGCUGGUGGUAGCUUCAGCAAAUGGACACAAGAGUCCUGAAUAUCUGGCCAACACUAUUGCAGCCGAGGAGGUCAGCGUCUUCAUGGUUACCCCACAGGUUCUAGACCUUGUCCUGGACGUACAUGAUUCUCAAGGAAAUGCAAGGCCGCUACGUUCAGUGAAGCACAUUGUGACCGUCGGCGAGCCAUUGGGAUGUGCAGUCGCCAAUCGUCUUGUGCGCACCAGAGGUGUGGAGGCGCAGCUCCACAAUUUCUACGGAGCAUCUGAGAGUUCUUGCACUGUGUACACCGUACCCAAAGAAGGCAUCGACCUGGACAUCUUUCCAUCCAAGGCCCCAUGCGGUCGGCCACAGCCGCAUGCAAAAGUCUUCGUGAUGAGAGAAGAAGCUCAGGAAUCUGGACCUCCUGUUCUGGUGCAAGUUCCAGGUGGUGAGGCAGGCGAGAUUUGCUUUGGUGGCGUUCUGGCAGCAUGCUAUUGGAAGCAUGACGAGCUGACAGCCCAGAAGUGGAUUGACACGAAGGACCUCGGCAGACUGUACCGAACUGGAGACAUGGGCCGCUGGAGAGCCGGGCAGCUGGAGGUGAUUGGCCGCGUUGACCGACAGGUGAAAAUCCGGGGAGUUCGUGUUGAGCCCGAAGAGGUCGAAGCAGUCCUCAGAAGGUAUCACUAUGCGACCAGCGAGGACGCUGGGCCAUCUGGCCUUGAGCUAGGCGGUCCACGACCAGGGCUCAAAGAGGUCGCAGUGGUGGCUUCGAAGGAGCCUGCUGAACUGGUAGCUUUCGUCAGCCUCCGCGAAGGCUUGGAUGGAGCUGUGACUCCAGACACCCUGCGGGCUCAUUGUCAGGCGAAUCUCACGCCCUCCUACGUUCCAAAGUUCUUUGUGAUCUUGCAAGAGCUUCCAAAGCUUCCAAACGGAAAGUCCAAUUUGAAGCAGCUGGCAGAGAUGGCCACGGACCACGUGGUGGAAGAGGGCGAGGUUGUGAUGGAUUCCUUAGGCCAGAUGAAGAAGCUGUCCAAGUGGGCCAUCUUCGAGAAUCAGGUGAUCCACAGAUGUUAUGCGUGGUGGAUGAUUGGCGUCCUAACGGAUCACUACAUGCGCUGUGCCAUCGACAUGGACAAAGACAACCAGUACUAUCCCUUCUGCACGACUUUGGCAAGGACAGCCGUGAGGCCUUGGUCCGAGAUCCUUGUUCGCUCUUUGGGGAAUGAUCAAGAUUUGUUUGGCUUUAUCAUGCUGGGAGCCUACCAGGACUCCCGGCCAGCCACCCCCGGAGGGCCUCCAAGCGUGAAGUUUGGGAUGAAGGAUUUCUUUGUCUUCAUCGUCUACAUGGCCAUGGCUUUGCCGUUGCCCCAGAUCUUGCACUUCAUCUUCCGGGAGUAUGCCUGGCCGAUCGACUGGGGCGGCAUGGAGCCGACCAAUGAGUGGGGCUGGAGCUACAUGCAGGUGAACUCCUACACAUCGGAUCACAGGUGGUAUCUUGGCAUGGUCUUCUGCGCCAGGCUGUAUCUGGAGAUAUGCGAGCGCAUCCAGGUACCAGGCUGGUUACAGGGCAUCCUGGCCACAAUCCCGUGCAUUCUGCCCGAUUCUGCUGUUGAAGGUCCCGGCCGACGGCCCUUCACAUUCAACAUCUGCCAAAGUGAGAAUGCUCAGACAUACGUGAUGUGGACCUUCUCGUGGAUUUUCAGAAACUUUGGAACCGGAUGCCCCAUGUACAUGCGCUGGGUGUCAUGGUAUCUGGCAUUCUACGUUUGGAGCUUCCACUAUUUGAGGCCCGCAGUGGCAUUGCUGUCCAAGCGGCUCCCGAAGGGCCCGACGUGGUCAGCCGCAGCCCUGGGUUGCAGCAUGUUCAUCGGAGUUCUGAUGGCCUUGUUCCACUACCCGAACAACGUCCUUGAGAAAGGGACGGGUAUGGCCUGGGCUUGGCUCGAGAUCGGGGUCGACAUCCUUCAACCCACCCUAUUCGUGUUGGGAAUGACCUACGUGCCCGUUGACCUUGCCUGGUGGGGCAACACCACGUUGGGUGCAUAUGUCUUUCACUUCUACUUCCGAGACCAUGUGGCAGUGCUGACCAUGAGCAUCUGCGAUGGGCUUGCCUGGGAUCAGAGUGGACUUCUGGUAGUGGCGGUCAUCUUGCUGCUCUGCCUGGUGUUCACAACCUUUCUUGGUCCAGUUGGGCACUACAUCCUGCUGUCGCCGACGCUUCUAUACUCACGCAUCCAUCGCAUCCUGAAUCGCAGCUGA